UAAAAAAAUCUAUUUAUAUCUCUAUGAAAUUAUAUAUUUCUAUUCAGUUUUUCUUUAAAUACACAACGCGUCACUGUAUUUAACAUAAGUUAAUUAUUCUUCAAUAAUGUCCAAUAUUUUAUUUACAUUAUUGUGGAUUUUAAGCGUAACUGGGGUGAGUUUUGCCGGUGAUUGGUGUUAUGAUGGGGACUUAUUGUACUGUGACUGGGGAUGCUGUGACACUUGGCCGAAGCAGACUUGCUGCUCCUUUCAGACCUGGAUUAUCGUGGUAUCAGUUAUUGGCGGCCUUGUUGCGAUCGGAAUUGCCAUCUUUGUAAUAUGCAUAUGCGUCAUUCAGAGGAGAAACCGACGAAGGGCUGCUGGGGGACAGGUGAUUUCUGGUGCAGGAACAGCACAACCGCCAACAGUGGCGUAUGGAACGCCAUAUGGUCAGCCAUCAGUCCAGUUGUAUACUGGGAAUAAUGCAGGGUUCGUCCCAGCUCAGCCUGCGGCCUAUCCUUCCGUCCAACAAACAUAUCCAACCACAGGAAUGAACACAUAGAAGUUUGGUUGAUUUCACAAAAUGUGCAAAGACUUCUCUACAUAUAUUACACUUACAUAUCGAUAACAGUUCAUCCGAAAGUUUACAUUACCUCAUAAAUACGAACGCUCGGAGAAGAAAAUAACCAUUCAUUUCAUCUUGUGUUAACUGCUUUCACAUAGCAAAUCUUGUUAGCCAUUAUCUUUCAAAAUACUACGCAUAGUCUAAUACUUCUGAAAAUUUUCAAACAUCUAGAAAGGUGAAAUAUCAUUCACCUUUGAAAAUUGCAGAAAAAUCGAGAUAGGGGAUCGCAUGAUCUCAUGAGCCGCAAUAUGUGAUUUAGUAAAUGAAUUGGAAUUACUUAGAAACUCGUUUAAAUUUGUACUGAAAAUUGGAGGUCAAUAAAACAUCUGUUUAACUGCUUUUUUGAAAGUGACAUGCGAGCCUUAUAAUUUUGACAACUUCUGCAAUUUGACUCUGUAUAAGUUAAGAUGUUACAAAACUGUUAUAGCUUAUCCAAUAACAUUUGAAAUGAGGAAAGAUGAACUUUCGUAUGUUUGACAAGUAGUUACUAUGGAAUUUUACUUUUUACGUCAGAGACUCAGAAUAUAACGAUGAUACUCACAACAGUAACCGAGACUGAAUGCAGGCAAUCUUAAAAGAGCGACCCAAACAGACACAGAGAUGUCAAAGCGGGCUAAAAAGUAAAUAUUAGCACAUACAAAUGUAUUAAGAAAAAAAAGAGAGUAUCUCUUUUUUUCUUAAUACAUUUGUAUGUGCUACUCUUUUUUUCUUAAUACAUUUGUAUGUGCUAAUAUUUACUUUUUAGCCCGCUUUGACAAAACGAUGGUGUUAUUAUCAGUGUCUUGAUCUGUAAUUGUUCAGUUUACGGUGUGGUCGUGGGAUGUGAAAAAAAUGCAAGAUAGCAUUAAUCUAGUUUAUAGCUCCACGACAUUCACAAUAUGAGCCGUGCCAUGGGAAAACCAACAUAGUGGGUGUGCGACCAGCAUGGAUCCAGACAAGCCUGCGCAUCCGCGCAGUCUGGUCAGGCUCCAUGCUGUUCGCUUUUAAAGCCUAUUGGAAUGGGAGAAACUGUUAGCGAACAGCAUGGAUCCUGACCAGACUGCGCGGAUGUGCAGGCUGGUCUGGAUCCUUGCUGGUCGCAUACCCACUAUGUUGGUUUUCUCAUGGCGCGGCUCAUAUAUUUUUUUCUAAACGUAUGCCGAAUUUGAGAAAAGUACAUUAAGAAAAGUGUUAAUUUAAAAGAUAUGGUACAGAAAUCUUUUAUCUUUUGUGAACUAAUUCCUCUUUUUUUUUUUUUUUUUUUCAAAAUCAUAUCAGUAGUACAUGUAUACAACCUAUAUUAAUGUAACGACUGUUACUUAUCUCUUUUAAGAAAUGAAACAGGUUUUUUGAUGUUCAUGUGAAAAGAACGACAAAAUAAGAUCGGCAAAUCAUACUAGCAAUUCAAGUUUAAUUUGCCGAUCCUAUUCUGUCGUUCAGUUCACAUGAACACCGAAAAAAGUUGUAUUUCUUAUAUUUACAUUAUAUUUCCUUUCCAUUUGUAAACAAAAUUAUUUUAUGAAUUGCACACAUUUUAUUGCAUUUGACAUUAAAAUCAGCUUCCUGGCCAUUCUGUUCACCAGACGGAACACCUGCGAUGUCCUCUAAGGAACGUUCUCCCUGACUAUACAUAGAUAUCGUCAAAACAGCGGCCCGUUAUCACUAAGCAGCGUUGAUGUAACUUUCGCGCCUUUCCUUCUGCUGUUCAUACGAAAUAAACGUCAUGAUUUUGCCUUUGCGACCAGUGUAGAUCAUGAUCAGCCUGCACAUCCGUGCAGUCUGAUGUGACGGCUUAUCAUGAUUUGUACUGUUCGCCAUUUAGUCAGUAUCCUUCUGGUAAGCACCCCUUUUAACAGUUAACGGUACUGUCCAAAUUGAAAGAUGGACAAGUUCAUUAUAGAAAUUUAGCAGGGUAAGGGUUAAUUGAUUUAACAUCACCAGAGUACGUACUUUGUCCCUGUUGGGUCAAGUUAUGCCGCAUGGUCAUUUACUUAUAACUUGCUUCACACCUAGAAAACAAGGGACCCGCCUGUUGUGCUGAUACACAAUUAUAUUUUCACAAAUCAUGACAGUGUUAAGUAGAGUCCCUAAUGACGUGUUGCUUGUAAUAUUUUUUUAACUUCCAAUUUGAAGUUAUAAUAGAUAUAUAGAGCAGGAAACUGCACUUAACGUUCUCUCCUGUAUACAUGAUGAAGUGUUGUCAAAAUUUAUGACUAUUACGUAUUCCUGUAUCACACAUGACAUCGAUUCUUUGUUACAGAUAUGCUUUACACUCAUUAAAUCUCAUUUGUACAACA
Mercenaria mercenaria is the source of this 2880-nucleotide messenger RNA. RefSeq lists its product as uncharacterized. The record is from RefSeq and is a predicted model, not a curated record. The transcript has 4 exons. The coding region runs from base 107 to 541 and encodes 144 amino acids. NCBI's taxonomy places the organism in Eukaryota, Metazoa, Mollusca, Bivalvia, Venerida, Veneridae.